AUGACACUCCCGUCCGGCUUUCCUUUGCCCACUCUUGACCGUCUAGGUGCUUCGCUAUCACCCAACGUCAACCCGGAAGAGAUAGUGUCGAAAUGGUUCAGUGCAUUCGCCAAAUUAGCUGAAGCUGGUGACGUCGAAGGCUUAUUCAGUUUGUUCAUGUCAGAGUCCUACUGGCGCGACGUCCUCGCUUUCACGUGGGACUUCCGCACCUUCAUUGGUAGCGACAAAAUCAAGCAGUUCCUCAGAGAUCGUUUGUCGGCUUCCAAGGCCAAAAUGUUCAAGCUUCGAGAUGAUUACCUUGAACUGCAGCAACCCUACCCAGAUAUUGCAUGGAUUGGCUUCUUGUUUGAUUUUGAAGUAGGGGAUGUUGGAAAGGCGUCUGGAGUUGGUCGCUUGAUGCCUCAAAGUGAUGGAAGCUGGAAAGCGCACACUAUUUUCACGAAUCUUGAAGAACUGAAAGGAAACCCGGAGAAAGUCGGCGAGAUGCGAGAAUCUAGGAUGGAUCAUGGACUUUGGUCAGCGCAGCGGCAACGAGCAGCGGCGUUUGAAGAUAAGGAACCUAUCGCUCUGAUAAUCGGAGGUGGUCAAGGCGGAUUGGCUGUUGCUGCGAGGCUGAAGAUGCUUGGUGUUUCUGCACUAAUCGUGGAGAAAAAUCCGCGAAUUGGAGACAAUUGGCGGAAUCGCUAUAAGGCUCUGUGUUUGCACGAUCCUGUCUGGUGUGACCAACUUCCAUACUUCCCGUUCCCGUCCAAUUGGCCUAUCUUCAGUCCAGCUGAUAAGGCUAGCUUGCCGACUUGUUUUACUCCUGAAUUUGACUUAUGUAUUUCGCUCACACAGAUCGCUGGGUGGCUAGAAUACUAUGCUGAAGCGAUGGAGUUGAAUGUAUGGACGUCCUGCGAAGUAACGAAAGCUGUUCGCAACGAAGCGAGUGGCAGUUGGACUGUCAUUGUCGAAUAUUCCUCGGAUAGGAAGGAACGCACCUUUUAUAACAUUAAACAUCUAGUGUUUGCCACAGGAUUUAAUGGUAAUCAGCCGAAAAUUCCGAUGUAUCCUGGCACGGAUUCAUUUAAAGGACAGAUCAUUCACUCGAGCCAGUACAAAAUGGCUUCCGAUUUUGCAGGUAAAAAAGUAGUUGUGAUAGGGGCAUGCACUUCAGCUCAUGAUAUUACUGCCGAUGUUUACCAUGCGGGCAUCGAUGUGACGAUGUACCAACGAAGUUCUACAUAUGUGAUGUCCGCAGCCAAAGCUCUUUACUCAGAAAACGGCCCACCAAUAGAAGUCGCUGACCUGAUCAGUGCUUCUUUCCCUAAUGCUUUCUCGGUCGGCUUUGCACAGCGCACGACGGAGUUGAUCGCGGGAUUGGACAAGGAGUUGAUUGAAGGAUUAUUGAGACGCGGUUUUAGAGUGAACAAGGGAAUCGAAGGAACGGGUGCCAUGGUGCUAUACCUAACUAUUGGAUCAGGGUACUAUUUGGACACUGGAGCUUCGCAGCUAAUCAUAGACGGCAAGAUCAAGCUGAAAAACGAUAGCCUGCUCCAGUCUUUUACCCCCACAGGACUCAAGUUUGAAGACGGAAGUGAGAUAUCUGCGGACGUCGUUGUGUAUGCUACUGGUUAUGGAAACGCUCGAUCCGUCAUUCGCAAGAUUUGUGGGGAUGAAAUAGGUAACAAGUGUAAAGAUGUUUGGGGACUCAACGCUGAGGGCGAGAUGCGCGGAUCUUGGAGAGAUAUGGGUGUUCCAGGGUUGUGGUAUGCUAUGGGCAACUUCUCUAUGGACCGCUCCCACUCCAAAUAUCUGGCCCUUCAAAUCAAAGCGAUGGAGAAAAAAUGUUUUGGUCCGAGAUAUUCGACCUCUUAG
Molecule: messenger RNA, 1857 nt
Organism: Lentinula edodes (shiitake mushroom)
Lineage: Eukaryota; Fungi; Basidiomycota; Agaricomycetes; Agaricales; Omphalotaceae
Exons: 12
Coding region: 1-1857 (618 amino acids)
Molecular function (GO): N,N-dimethylaniline monooxygenase activity; NADP binding; flavin adenine dinucleotide binding
Source: RefSeq, a predicted model, not a curated record